AUGAAGGAUAAACCUGCUAGGUUUGGGCUGAAAGAGUUUACUCUAGCGGACUCUACCAAUGGUUGUGUCUUGGACAUUAUAGUUUACACUGGAAAAGAGAAUGCCGUAGACUCUAAAAGCUUAGCGGAACGUGUUGUCCUAAGGUUGCUUGAACCAUACUAUGGAUUGGGCUACAACAUUUUUAUGGACAAUCAUACAUCCGUUGGACUAUUUGAGAAAUUAUACAACAAUGGAGUCCAAGCUUGUGGAACAUGUAGAGGUGGCAGAAUUGGCUUGCCAAGAGAUGUCACAAAAGCAAAUUCAGAUAAAGUUAAAAAGUUGAAACGUGGAGAGGCUAUUCAUAGGCAAAAAGGGACUGUAACAUGUGUUACAUGGAAAGACAGGAAGCCAGUAACUCUUAUAACAACACUGCCAGCAUCAGUAGACACAGUUUCUGUUGAAAGAGCAAUUAGGGAGGCAAAUGUGUGGCAAAGAAAGGAGUUUCGGUGUCCUGUACCCAUAAAGGAAUACAACUCGCUCAUGGGCGGGGUCGAUUUGGCUGACCAGAGAACCACAGCAUAUGCCAGAUUGAUGAAAGCAUGGACUUGGUACCUGAAACUGUUUUAUCAUCUACUAGAGGAAACAGUUAUGGUGGCUUCAGAAAGAGUUGUUGUUGUUGUUGUGUAG
Stylophora pistillata is the source of this 666-nucleotide messenger RNA. RefSeq names its product piggyBac transposable element-derived protein 3-like. NCBI's taxonomy places the organism in Eukaryota, Metazoa, Cnidaria, Anthozoa, Scleractinia, Pocilloporidae. The record is from RefSeq and is a predicted model, not a curated record.